Triticum aestivum (bread wheat) is the source of this 808-nucleotide messenger RNA. RefSeq lists its product as uncharacterized. The record is from RefSeq and is a predicted model, not a curated record. NCBI's taxonomy places the organism in Eukaryota, Viridiplantae, Streptophyta, Magnoliopsida, Poales, Poaceae. The transcript has 2 exons. The coding region runs from base 72 to 671 and encodes 199 amino acids.
AGAAGGUGGGAAAGGAAAGGGGCAGGGCAAGCAAUGGAGGGGGGCGGGCUGGCUCGGGUCGGGGCACGCUGAUGAGCACGGGCAUGCUUGUGUGGAUAAGUUGUGGGUCCCACCCGCAUGCGAGUAACUGGUGGGUCCCGCGUGUCAUAACUCAAAUCGCUAACCCUCGUGUUUUUCAUUUCACGGUUAAACAGAGCCAUGUCGCAUUGAAGCUAUUUACACGCUUAAAUGUGUCGCAUCACAGCCAUUCAUUCAAACUACAUCGCACUCCUUCUAAUUCGCAUGAAAAACGUCGCACAGGAGCUAUUGGCCCGUCUCCUUUGUCUGCACGGCUGCAGGCCUGCGUGGUAGAGCCGGACUGCACAGAUAGACACACGCCUCAUGAUGUGAUCGGGCCAUAUAAAUCUAGCCUAGAGAUUCACGACAAGUACACGAGGCAGCGGGAACCAGGCCGAAAAUCGGCAGCAACAUGGCCUGCCGCCUCGCCCUCACCAGGGCUGCGAGGCGGGUUUACGGUGCGGCGGCUGCUGUUCCUUCCUCCAGGGUAUCUGCUGCAAAAACCAUUGGCGCAGGUAUGUAGACCUAGAGCUUCAAAUCGAUAUACUUGUGUGGCAACUGCCAACUACCCGACAGACAGCGAGAAGAUUAGCAUGGCCCCUGGGAAAGGAUGACAGGCAGAAGAAAAAAAGAACUAGUAUUGUUUUCAGUUACCUGCAUCCUGUUGGUUGGCUGCGGCCAUUGCCAUGGAGGAACUGAUAAUAUAGGCUUCCUUCUGUAAAACUUAUGAUACACUUGGUGCAUGCUUGGU